Molecule: messenger RNA, 2871 nt
Organism: Pseudopipra pipra
Lineage: Eukaryota; Metazoa; Chordata; Aves; Passeriformes; Pipridae
Gene: TDRD5
Product: tudor domain containing 5
Source: RefSeq, a predicted model, not a curated record
UCAGAAGGCGGGGGCAGCGCCUCCCCGCAGGUGGAAUCCCCUCCCGCCUCAGAGCCGAGGAAGCGGCAGCCACUCCCCCUCAGCCGCUCCCCCUCAGUCGCUCCGCAAUGGCGGCCGUGUGGGGGGGAGGCCCCGCCCCGCCCUCGCGCCCCGUAAAGGCGGGAAGGGCGGCGCGCAUGCGCGCCGGGAAGGAGGGAGCGAUGGCGUCCACAGACACGGCGAAGCAGGCACAGCUCAUGGAGCUGCUGAAAAAGGAGGUGAGAGCGAUGCUGAUAGCUGCCAAGGAGGGCCUAACGCCGGCAGAGCUGGAGGAGCAGUACAUGGCCAUGGUCUGCAAACCUCUGCCCCUCCAAGACCUGGGCUUCCAGUCCACCUUGGAGCUGGUGAGACAUAUGCCUGAAGUUGUCCGAGUCUCUUUUUGCAAGAAUGGCACCCUUAUCCUCAAAGCCAUUGCAGAUGACACCACCAAAGGCAUUGCCAAGCUGGUUGCCUGCCAGAAGGGAAGGACGUGUACUAAGGCAUGGAAGAGAACUCAGCUGAAGGCAAAUGCUGCUUCUCCCUCUAAGAACUCUAAGAAUCCACAGCGUUCCCCUCUGAGAGCCAGGACUCCCAUCCUGCCAGCGACAGUGAAGGCUGAGCUGCAGGACCUGCUGAGCUCCUCACCUCUUCUGCUCCAGGACUUGGACAAGGCCUUCCUCAAAUGCUUUGGCCGGGUGUUCCCGUACAGGCAGUACGGAUUUUCUUCUGUGCUUGAAGCCCUCAGGAGUGUGUCUGAUUUCAUUGUGGUUGAGCAGACAGAGGCAGGUUCUUUGCUGGUCCUGAGACAGUACCUGGCAAAUGAGGCAGAGCAGGAAGAGGUGCCUCAAGGUGAGGCACAGGACGAAGAGAUGCUGCGAGCUGAGAUGCCUCCUUUGGAACCCAUCUGUGAGACAGAUAACUUCCACCAGGCAGCACUUCAUCAGAAGUGGGAGCCAGUGGAAACAGAAGCAGUAGAUUUGGGUGAUCACCUUAAACAACCUCAAGAUUGUCAGCAGCUGCUACCAAACAAGCUGACACUGACUGAGGAAAUCCUCCCAGAUGCUGUUCAGGACAGAAGCCUUUGCAGUUUACCACCUCUGAAGAGAAGGUCCUUGGUGGGAGUUGUCGUGGAAUUCAUUGUCUCUCCUACCCAGUUCUACAUCCACAUCUGCGGCAGGGAAACAUCCCAGAAACUGCAGGAUCUGAUGUUUGAGAUGAGACACCUUUACUCCCAUAAACUUGUCUCUGAUAAAUACAUCAUGCCUGACUCUGCAGUACGGCCUGGACAGCUCUGCUGUGUAAUGGUCUCCAGAUGGUGGUACCGUGUUAUCAUCCACCGUGUGAUCAGUGACCAAGAAGUGGAGGUGUUCUAUGCAGAUUAUGGGCACCUCCAAAUUGUCCAAAAGUCUUGGCUGAGAUUCCUCAAGUGGCAGUACUUGAAGCUCCCUGCUCAGGCCAUCCCGUGUUCCUUGGCAUGGGUAAAACCUGUGGAGGGUACGUGGUCUCCUGCAGCAACUCUCCUGUUCAAGAAUCUCUGUGGCUUCAAGGAGCUUGUGGGCGUUGUGGAUGAAUAUGUGGAUGGCGUUCUGCACCUCUUCCUCUGUGACACAUCCACCAAGGAGGAUGUCUACUUCCACUCUGUCUUGAGGGAUAUGGGAUAUGCUGAUGUCUGUGGAGAGAACAUUCCUUCCCAGGAAUUCAAGGAACUGAAUCCUUUGGCCUUAUAUGUUCAACCCAGUGGAGAGCAGGAGAAUGCUGAACUGGUGGAGCCAGACCUUUGCUUGCAGCAGGAAUCUCUGGUUGCAGAUAGUGAAACAACAUCCUCAAAGCUGGAUGGGGCUGAGCUGUGUGACCAGACACCUCAUUCUCUUGGAGAGUCCUCUGUGCCUGCUGUCUUAGUCAAGUCAGUGGAAGAUCUUUAUACCUCCUUUAUUUACUCCAAGCAACCAGCAGAAAUGAGGCAAGAUGACCUUGAUCAGAUAGAAAGAUUUUUGAGCAAGGCCCAACUUUCUGAAGCUGUACAUCCUGCUGUUCUGCUCAUGGCAAUGCCAUUCAUGCUGGACACAGUACGGGUAGAUUUGUCAGUCAGAGUUCACACAGCAGGAAGCUGAGCAGUCUGUUACCAUGCCAUGAGUUUUGCAGUCCCUGUUGGGUAUCCUAGGGCUGGUGCUGCUGGAACAGAUGGACAUGUUGGUGUUUCUGUGGGCUGGAGGUGCCACAGUAAUAAAUGGCUGGAUGCAGUGCAUCGGUUUGGCCUUUGCGCAGCAAAAUGGAUUUCUAAUUGUUUAAUGGGAAGAAAUGAAUUGAGGGUUAGUUCUUUCAUUGCUGGUUUUUGUUGUCUUUUCUAGACUUUCUGCUGCUUUCAUGCAGAACUCUUUGUUUCUCCACUCCAUACUGUGUUCAUUUCAUCCGGAGUCUUCCAGUCUCUCAGCCGUAAGGGACUAAAGCAUUUUGUAAAUCCUGUGAGGUCCCUAUGUGGGUGUUUGUCUUCCAUCUUCCAAAUGAUGAAAGAAUUUAUAACACCCCUACGAGAGUUGCUCAAUUUACAAGGUAGAUUAAGUGCCUUGGUGAAGGCAAUGAAUUUUUGUGCUUUGGAACAGAGCUGUCUGCCUUCUCUUUGGAGUUCCCUAGACACAAGCUACUGAUUUCCCACCUCUGGAGAAAUGGAGGUGGAGCAGCUGGGGGACAGGGAGAGAGGUCCUUGGGUUACACCAUGUCCAGCUCCUCAAAUAGGUGUGCAGUAGCAAGUCCUCUUGCCGUGAUCUGGUAACAUCCAGCAAAGGGGAUUUCAGUCUAAACUGGAGCUCCUGGAUUUGCCAGUGUAGAUUUGAUCUUUCUUUUCUGUGUCCUUCC